Pleuronectes platessa (European plaice) is the source of this 2847-nucleotide messenger RNA. Its product is annotated as serine/threonine-protein kinase NIM1. The record is from RefSeq and is a predicted model, not a curated record. Gene Ontology annotation, cellular component: cytoplasm. Gene Ontology annotation, biological process: microtubule cytoskeleton organization; protein phosphorylation; intracellular signal transduction. NCBI's taxonomy places the organism in Eukaryota, Metazoa, Chordata, Actinopteri, Pleuronectiformes, Pleuronectidae. Bases 1 to 1464 code for a protein of 487 amino acids. The transcript has 5 exons. Gene Ontology annotation, molecular function: protein serine/threonine kinase activity; tau-protein kinase activity; ATP binding.
AUGUCGCACAUGACAAUAACAUGCGCAGCGCCACAUGUGUUUCCGUCCUAUAGGCCUGCUAGCCUCCUCAAGCCCCGCCUCUCCCUCUCCCGCCAACUAAUCUUCGUCGGGACGGACUUGAAGGACCCGCAGCUCCCAGCCAUCAAAGCACGGCUAUGGCCGAAGAAGAAAUCAAACAAAAUCUCCAACGAUGAGCCUAAGAAAGAGGAAAAGCUGGUCAAACCAGCGGCCUCCGCAGCCAAGUGUGCCUUACCAAAGCUGACCGAAAUGGAGAGAUUCAGGCAGUCGCCAUUCGAGAGGGUCGUCUAUGACAUGGCCCACAAUGAGAAGAUCGUCAACGACCUGAUGCUUGGUCGAAGGAUUGGCUUCUAUGAGCUGCGAGGAGAGAUCGGGCAGGGCAACUUCUCCACAGUCAGGCUGGGCAUCCAUGCCCUCACGAAAGAGAGAGUAGCGGUCAAAAUCAUGGACAAGCUGCGUAUGGAGAAGAAGAGUCAGUCUUUCACGGCCUCAGAAAUCCGCAGCAUGGAGAAGCUGUGCCACCCGAACAUAGUGCGUCUUUAUGAGGUGAUGGAGGGCAGCAGGAAACUGUAUCUUGUGAUGGAGUAUGGCAGCAGUGGAGAUCUGUUCUCCCGGAUCACCACCAGGGGGAAGCUGAACGACCUGGAAACCAAACUGGUCUUUGCACAAGUCGUGUCUGCUGUUAAACACAUGCAUGACAACAACAUCGUCCACAGAGACCUUAAGGCUGAGAACAUCUUCUACACCACCAGCCACUGCAUCAAGGUCGGAGAUUUCGGCUUCAGCACUGAGAGCUGCCCCAAUGAGCUCCUCACCAAUUUCUGUGGCUCUCCACCUUACGCUGCUCCUGAACUGUUUAAGGAGAAAGGCUACUUUGGACGUCACUGUGAUACCUGGGCGUUAGGUGUCCUCUUGUACUUCAUUGUGACGGCCACGUUGCCUUUUUACGGAGACAACCUGGGGAGGUUGAAGCGCAGCAUCCUCCAGGGGGCUUACAGCAUCCCUUCCUAUGUGCCCAACCCCUGCCAGCUGGUCAUCAAGGGCCUGCUGCGGCCUGUGCCUGCCGAUCGUUCUACUCUCACGCAGAUUAUAAACGAUACUUGGCUGAGGGGGAUCGAAUACCCUCGCCCGUACGUCCCGUUGCCGCUGUCCCCGGCCCACUUUGCCCAGGCGGGGCAGGCUCUGUGUGUGGAGGAGCAGGAGGUUAAGGGUUUGCUGUCGGAUCUGGGCAUUGUGACAGUUCAUUUGCAAAAUAAUCCCUGUUCGGACUGCAGGAGCCCAUUGACCGGGACCUACCGGAUCCUCCUCCAUCGGGUCCAUAAGAGGAGGUCGGUGGAGGCUGUAGGUUAUUCAGCGCUUGAUCCUGAUGAGUACGGGUGCCUGAAGAACUGGUCUGCAGCUUCUGUGACCAAACACUCUCCUUCUGCUGUCUGUGUUCUACUAUGAUUAUAAAUAGCUGGACUGCUUCAGCUAAGGCCUCACAGGCCCUUUAUCACAUGCAGAUGUGCCCAUAUGCAAGUAUUCAAGUAGGAUUGUGCAAUAUUGGACUAAAAUGGUGCACACUAAGAGGUUAAGGGGUUAGUUGCAGGGUUCUCUCCCACAGUGUAAGUCAAUAAGAGCUCACAGAGUUUGAGCUGUGGAUUACUGUUCUGAUUAUAUCUCCAACAACAAGCUCAGACAGGCAAAACAUGCAUCUGUACAGCUAUGAGCAUCUUCCAAUCCCACUUAGUCAGAGCAUAAAUCUACUGAACUAAUCCGAGGCCACAGGUAAUCCUAAUAGCACAGCCCCCGUCCAACCGAAAUGAAACCUGAGACUGAGAGGGGGAAGAGACUCGUCAUGGAAAAAAAAAUACAAGGCCAGAACGAGAGACUUUUAAAAUGUAAAAUGUUUUUCUGUGUUUUGAACACAAUGAAUGAUCUCUUAAAUGCCUUCAUAGAAAGUAGACAUUUUCAUGUUGUUAAUAUCUAUGUUGGGUAUUGGUCUAAUAUUUUAUAAUCUAUGGCAUUUUAUUAACCACCUGGUGGAAGGAUGUAAAAUGGGUCAGGAUAGAGCCCACGAUAUUAUGGUCUGUUUUUUUUUCUUCACUUUCUGUAAUAGUGUUUGAUAGGGCAUUUUCCAACAAGAACGAUUAUUGACUGGAUCCAAAUAGAAAUCUGGAAUUUAAAUGUGCUUUCAUGAGCAGCCCGUUGGCCCUUGGAGGAGGUAUGUACUCUGAGUGCUGUUCUAGUCAUUACAGUAAUCAGUAAGGCCAAGUUGAUUAAUCACAAAUAAGCAGGAGGUAUGUUAACACAGGAAAAUAUUAUUGUCGAUCUUUAUCCUCUGAGUACCAGGCUCGAGUCAGUAUUUAAAAACAGACUUUCUGGGACUUUAAAAUGACCCCUCGCCUCGUAAUGAGCCCUGAGGUUUGGCUCUGGAGACAGUGUGCAGAGACUCUGGAGGCUUCUCAUGCACAUUCGUCAACCGAGCUGAUAAUAAAAGCUGAUGCAUCUGUGCACUUUAAAACACUUGAUUUCAUUCUGACCGGUGAAGUCAACAUUUGAAAGCUCUUCCUCCACAUAGAGUAAGGAUCCUACAGUUCACCCUGCCAUGGGAAUGCUCCUCCAGGGUGCACCAGUCUGAGAGCCAGACAUCACUCUUGGCCUGUUACCAUCACCUUGAGAGGUGUUGGUUCUGCCAGUGUCUGCACACCCCUGCUGAGUUUCUGAUAAGCUUUAUGUUUUACAAUGAAAUGUGGAACCUAACGGCUUGUUCACACAGAAAUGUGUGGGCAGGAGCAGACAAACAGAGAAACUACUGAGGUCCCUACGGGCACUAAAAUAAGUCUUGAC